AUGGAGUCCAUAAAUAAAAAUGAAAUUCUCAACAAUUUUAUUGCAAUUACACAAUGUUCCAAUGAAGAAGCAACACGAUAUUUAGAAGCUGCACAAUGGAAUGCGGAAACUGCUAUGGAAAUCUUUUUUGAUGAUGGUGGUUCUCAUACCGGUGGACCUACUCCUUCGACUAAUACCAAUGUUAAUCAAGCUGUUUCUGGACAAAUAGCAUCCGGUGGAACAGGUGGGUAUGAAUCAGAUGAUGAGAGUCCAAUGCAAACUGCUAUUGAUGAAAGUCUUCGAGCUAGUGCAGCUGCAACAAAAUCAACAUCAGCAGUAUCCAAAGAAGAUAAAAAUAAAAAUUCAUCAGCAUCAUCAUCAUCAAAAUUUGGUACUAUUGGUAGUUUACAUAAAGAAGAAGAAAGUUCUGAGGAAGAAGGUCAAGCUUUUUAUGCUGGUGGUUCCGAACGAAGUGGUCAACAAAUAAUUGGACCACCAAAGGCUAAAGAUAUGGAUAAAAAAGUAACUAAAAUAUUUGAAGCAGCUCGUAAACAAGGUGCCCUUGAAGCUGAUGACGAUGAACAUGGUUCGUCAUCACAAACAAAAAAAGAAAAAGCAUUUGCUGGUGUUGGAUACACUUUAGGUAUUUUGGAAAAAGAACAAGAACAAAGUGUUGUCUAUGGUUCGACUGAUUUCGGUAAAACUUGUGCAACUAAUGAAAAAUAUAAAGAAUUGUUGGAAAAAGUUUCAACUAUGCUUAAAAUUAAACCACAUUCAAUAAAAACAGAGAAAGGCGAUGUUGUUGAAUUAUUGACAGCUGUCGAAUGCAAAGGUAUUGUUGGUAAUGAUGGACGACAUUAUUUAUUAGAUUUAUUACGUAUGAUGCCACCUGAUUUGAAUUAUUUGCCAGUUGAUGUUGAACAUAUUUCACCCGCUAUGAAACAAUUUGAUUAUCCAAAAACGCAUAAACAUCGAUUAUGUUGUUUAAGACAAGAAUUAAUUGAUGCUUUUAUUGAACAAAAAUAUGUUGAUUUCUAUCGAUCAAUAGCACUUAAUUUAUCUAAAUUAAGAUCAACGGAAUCAUCUACAGCAAAUGAUACAACUCAACAAACAAAUGUUGAAGAAGCUAAACGUAUUGUUAAUGAAAUCAGUGUUGAAGAUAAUAGUCGAGAAAUCAUUCAGUCUGCUUGUCGUUCAAUAGGAUCAGUAAAAGAUAAUGAAUUUGAUGUUCGUUUUAAUCCUGAUCUAUUUCAACCACAUGUAACAUUAAGUCAAACGCCGGCAGAAACAGCAGCUGAUAUCAAAUUAUUAAAAGAAGCCGCAGAAUAUUUAGUAUUAAAACAAAUUCCAUUAAUGAUACAAGAUUUUCAAGAUCAUUCAGCUGUACCAGUCGAUGGUGAAAGUCUAUCAGAAGCUAUGCAUUCAAGAGGAAUUAAUAUUCGUUAUCUUGGUCGAGUAGCUCAACUUCUUAAUCAACAAUCAUCACUUUAUUAUAUUUAUGAUAUUGCUGUAACUGAAAUUCUUUGUCGAAGUGCAAAACAUGUUUUUCGUAGUUAUACACAAUCCGUACCACUUCAUUUAUUAUCAUUUUCAAUAAGUCAUUUUCUAAAUUGUUUUCUAACAAUUAUAACUUCACCAUCAUCGGAAUAUUUAUCUGAUGAAUUUUUAUCAUCAUCAUCAUCUUCAACAUUAACAAAUAAUGGUCCAAUAAAUACAAAUUCAUCAUUAACAAAUUUAACAAAUUCUUCAUCUCAAAAACCUACUAAUAAAAAAAAGAAUAAAAAACAUCAACAACGUAAACAAAAUCCAUUUAUACGAAAUGACUUUUUAUCGUUAACAUCCAAAACACUUUGGUUACAAUUAACAAAUGAAGCUAAAUCAAGAUAUAAUUUUGAUUUAAACUGUGAUGAUAUAGAAAAUUUUCUCGAAAAAUACAAUGUUCGUCGUACAUGUAUUUUACGUUCAUUUUGUUCAAAAACUGGUUUACAAUUAUCUAUCCGUGAAUAUCAAUUUGAUCUAGCAAAUAAAUCCACUCGUACAAAUAAUGAAUGUUUUAAUGAAGAAGAUAUUAUUAAUAUCUAUCCAUUAAUUAAACAAGUUCCUCCAAAAGUAAAAGCAAAACUAUUAUCAUAA
Rotaria sp. Silwood2 is the source of this 2112-nucleotide messenger RNA. Lineage: Eukaryota; Metazoa; Rotifera; Eurotatoria; Philodinida; Philodinidae. The record is from the annotation of a GenBank genome assembly.